Molecule: messenger RNA, 6642 nt
Organism: Lemur catta (Ring-tailed lemur)
Lineage: Eukaryota; Metazoa; Chordata; Mammalia; Primates; Lemuridae
Gene: MGAM
Product: maltase-glucoamylase
Exons: 49
Coding region: 39-5714 (1891 amino acids)
Biological process (GO): carbohydrate metabolic process
Molecular function (GO): alpha-1,4-glucosidase activity; carbohydrate binding
Source: RefSeq, a predicted model, not a curated record
CACCUGUAACUACUCUCCUCUAGGCUUCUCAUCUUGUGAUGGGGGGUAUAUCAUGUGAAGAGCUUUUGAGUGGAGCAAAAGAAGGGAAACUACUUGGCUGCAAUAAAAAGAAAAAGAUGGCAAGAAAGAAGUUGAAAAAUUUUACUACUUUGGAGAUUGUGCUCAGUGUUCUUCUGCUUGCAUUGUUUAUCAUUGCUGUUAUUUUAAUUGUGCUUUUAGCCACAGAUUCUACAAAAUCAAAAGCCCCAGAUCCUGGAACAACUGGUAACCCAAUUCCAGGGACAACUGGUAACCCAAAUCCUGGAAUAACCAGUAACCCAAAUCCUAGGACAACUGGUAACCCAAAUCCUGGGACAACUGGUAUCCCAGGUUUGAGGACAACAAGUACCACUCCUGGUUCUGCUGAAUGCCCAGUGGUAAAUGAAUCGGAACGAAUAAACUGCAUCCCUGACCAGCUACCAACAAAGGCCACAUGUGACCAGCGCAGCUGCUGCUGGAAACCUCAGGGAGCUAUAAGUAUACCCUGGUGCUACUAUUCCAAGAACCACGGCUACCAAAUGGAGGGUGACGCUGUGAGCACAAAUGCAGGAUUCACAGCCCAGUUGAGAAGUCUGCCUUCUUCUUCCUUGUUUGGAAGUGAUGUCAACAAUGUCCUUCUCACUGCAGAAUAUCAGACAUCUAACCGAUUCCACUUUAAGUUUACUGACCAAACCAUGGACAGGUAUGAAGUGCCCCAUGAACACGUGCAGCCCUUCAGUGGAAAUGCUGCUACUUCUUUGACCUACGGAGUUGACGUCUCCAAACAGCCAUUUAGCAUCAAAGUGACCAGAAGAAGCAACAAUCGUGUUUUGUUUGACUCAAGCAUCGGGCCCCUCCUGUUUGCUGAUCAGUUCCUGCAGCUCUCCAUCCGACUGCCUAGUGCUAACGUGUAUGGCCUGGGAGAACAUGUGCACCAACAGUACCGGCAUGAUAUGAAUUGGAAGACCUGGCCCAUAUUUAACAGGGACACAACCCCCAAUGGGGAUGGAACUAACUUGUAUGGCACGCAGACAUUCUUCCUAUGCCUUGAGGAUGCUAGUGGAUUGUCCUUUGGGGUGUUUCUGAUGAACAGCAAUGCUAUGGAGGUUGCCCUCCAGCCGGCCCCAGCCAUCACAUACCGUACCACUGGGGGCAUUCUUGACUUCUAUGUGUUCCUGGGAGACACUCCAGAGCAAGUUGUUCAAGAAUAUCUAGAGCUCAUUGGGCGGCCAGCCCUACCCUCAUACUGGGCCCUUGGCUUUCAUCUCAGCCGUUACGAGUAUGGAACCCUAGACAGCAUGAGGGAGGUCGUGGAGAGAAACCGUGCAGCCCAACUCCCUUAUGAUGUUCAGCAUGCUGAUAUUGAUUAUAUGGAUGAGAGAAAGGACUUCACUUAUGAUCCAGUGGAUUUUAAAGGCUUCCCUGAGUUUGUUAAGGAAUUACACAAUAAUGGACAGAAGUUUGUCAUCAUUGUGGAUCCAGCCAUCUCCAACAACUCUUCCCCAAGUAAUCCCUAUGGCCCCUACGACAGGGGUUCAGACAUGAAGAUAUGGGUGAAUAGUUCAGAUGGAGUGACUCCUCUCAUUGGGGAGGUCUGGCCUGGAAAAACUGUGUUUCCUGAUUACACCAAUCCCAACUGUGCUGUUUGGUGGGCAAAGGAAUUUGAGCUUUUCUACAAUCAAGUGGAGUUUGAUGGAAUCUGGAUAGAUAUGAAUGAAGUCUCCAACUUUGUUGAUGGUUCAGUCUCAGGAUGUUCCACAAGCAACUUAAAUUAUCCCCCAUUCACUCCCAGAGUCCUGGAUGGGUACCUGUUCUGCAAGAGUCUCUGCAUGGAUGCAGUGCAGCACUGGGGCAAGCAGUAUGAUGUUCACAACCUGUAUGGCUACUCCAUGGCGAUUGCCACAGCCGAAGCUGUCAAGACUGUGUUCCCUAAUAAAAGAAGCUUCAUUGUAACCCGCUCUACCUUUGCGGGGUCUGGCAAGUUUGCAGCCCAUUGGUUAGGAGACAAUGCAGCCACCUGGAAUGACCUUCGGUGGUCCAUCCCUGGCAUGCUUGAGUUCAACCUUUUUGGUAUCCCAAUGGUGGGUCCUGACAUAUGUGGCUAUGCAUUGGAUGCCCCUGAGGAGCUGUGCAGGCGGUGGAUGCAGUUGGGUGCAUUUUACCCAUUUUCCAGGAAUCAUAAUGGCCAAGGCUACAAGGACCAAGACCCUGCCUCCUUCGGAGCUGACUCUCUGCUGUUGAAUUCCUCCAGGCACUACCUUAACAUCCGCUAUACUCUGUUGCCCUACCUAUACACCCUCUUCUUCCAUGCUCACAGCCGCGGGGACACGGUGGCCAGGCCCCUUCUGCAUGAGUUCUACGAGGACAGCAGCACUUGGGACGUGCACCGGCAGUUCUUAUGGGGGCCAGGCCUCCUCAUCACUCCAGUUCUGGAUGAGGGUGCAGAGAAAGUGACGGCAUAUAUGCCUGAUGCUGUCUGGUACGACUAUGAGACUGGAGGGAAAGUGAGAUGGAGGAAGCAGACAGUCGAGAUGGAACUUCCUGGAGACAAGAUUGGACUUCACCUUCGAGGAGGCUACAUCUUCCCCACCCAGCAGCCAAAUACAACCACUCUGGCCAGUCGAAAGAACCCUCUUGGUCUUAUCAUCGCCCUAGAUGAGAACAAAGAAGCAAAAGGAGAACUUUUCUGGGAUGAUGGGGAAACGAAGGAUACUGUGGCCAAUAAAGUUUACCUUUUAUGUGAGUUUUCUGUCACCCAGAACCGCUUGGAUGUGAGGAUUUCUCAAUCAACCUACAAUGAUUCCAAUAAUUUAGCAUUUAAGGAGAUUAAAAUCCUUGGGAUACAGGAACCUGUCAACGUUACAGUGAAACACAAUGGUGUCCCAAGUCCGACUUCUCCUACAGUCACUUAUGAUCCCAACCUGACGGUUGCCAUUAUCACAGACAUCGAUCUUGUCCUGGGAGAAGCAUACACAGUGGAGUGGGAUGUGAAGAUAAGGGAUGAAGAAAAAAUAGACUGCUACCCUGACGAGAGUGGUGCUUCUGCAGAAAACUGCACUGCCCGCGGCUGUGUCUGGGAGGCAUCCAGUUCUCCUGGAGUCCCAUUUUGCUAUUUUGUCAAUGAUCUAUACUCUGUCAGUGAUAUUCAGUACAACUCACAUGGGGCCACAGCUGACAUCUCCUUAAAGUCUUCUCCUUACACCAAUGCCUUGCCCUCCACACCUGUGAACUCCCUCCGCCUGCAGGUGACCUACCACAAGAAUGAAAUGCUGCAGUUUAAGAUUUAUGAUCCCAACAACAAUCGAUAUGAAGUUCCUGUCCCUCUGAACAUACCCAAGGCUCCGUCCAGCACCCCUGAGAGUCAACUCUAUGAUGUCCUCAUUAAAAAGAAUCCAUUUGGGAUUGAAAUUCGCCGGAAGAACACAGGCACUGUAAUAUGGGACUCUCAGCUCCUUGGCUUCACCUUCAAUGACAUGUUCAUCCGAAUCUCCACUCGCCUGCCCUCCACAUACCUCUAUGGCUUUGGGGAGACCGAGCACACAGCCUUCAGGAGAGACUUGAACUGGCACACGUGGGGGAUGUUUUCCCGAGACCAACCCCCCGGGUACAAGAAGAACUCCUACGGUGUGCACCCCUACUACAUGGGACUGGAGGAGGACGGCAGUGCCCACGGGGUGCUCUUGCUGAACAGCAAUGCCAUGGAUGUGACAUUCCAGCCCCUGCCUGGCUUGACAUACCGCACCACAGGGGGAGUUCUGGACUUCUAUGUAUUCUUGGGGCCAACUCCAGAGCUUGUCACUCAGCAGUACACUGAGUUGAUUGGUCGGCCUGUGAUGGUACCUUACUGGGCCUUGGGGUUCCAGCUGUGUCGCUAUGGAUACGCGAAUGAUUCUGAGAUAGCCAGCCUGUACGAUGAGAUGGUGGCUUCCCAGAUCCCCUAUGACGUGCAGUACUCAGACAUCGACUACAUGGAACGACAGCUGGACUUCACCCUGAGCCCUGAGUUCACUGGACUCCCAGCUCUGAUCAAUCGCAUGAAGGCUGAUGGGAUGCGAGUCAUCCUCAUUCUGGAUCCAGCCAUUUCUGGCAAUGAGACGCAGCCCUAUCCACCCCUCACUCGAGGCAUGGAAGAUGACGUCUUCAUCAAAUAUCCAAAUGAUGGAGGCAUCGUCUGGGGAAAGGUCUGGCCUGAUUACCCUGAUGUCGUUGUUAAUUCAUCUCUAGACUGGGACAGUCAAGUGGAGCAAUACCGAGCUUAUGUGGCCUUCCCAGACUUUUUCCGUAAUUCAACUGUCAAGUGGUGGAAGAGGGAAAUGGAAGAACUACACACGAACCCACGGAAUCCAGAGAAAAGCCUGAAGUUUGAUGGCAUGUGGAUUGAUAUGAAUGAACCCUCAAGCUUUGUGAAUGGGGCAGUUCCUCCAGGCUGCAGGAACGCUACUCUGAACUUCCCACCAUACAUGCCACAUUUGGAGUCCAGGGACAGUGGCCUGAGCAGCAAGACCCUGUGCAUGGAGAGCCAGCAGAUCCUGCCAGAUGGCUCCGCAGUGCGGCACUACGACGUGCACAGCCUGUAUGGCUGGUCCCAGACCAGGCCCACAUACGAAGCUGUGCAGGAGGUGACAGGACAGCGAGGGGUUGUUGUCACCCGCUCCACAUUCCCCACUUCUGGCCGCUGGGCAGGACACUGGCUGGGAGACAACACAGCUGCGUGGGACCAGCUGAAGAAGUCUAUCAUCGGCAUGAUGGAGUUCAGCCUCUUUGGCAUAUCCUAUACAGGAGCAGAUAUCUGUGGGUUCUUUCAAGAUGCUGAGUAUGAGAUGUGUGUUCGCUGGAUGCAACUGGGGGCGUUUUACCCCUUCUCAAGGAACCACAACACCAUUGGAACCAGGAGACAAGACCCUGUGUCCUGGAAUGCUAGCUUUGUGGAAAUUUCCAGAAGUGUCCUGGAGACCAGAUACACACUUUUGCCAUAUCUCUAUACCUUGAUGCACAGGGCCCACACAGAGGGCAUCACUGUUGUGAGGCCUCUUCUCCAUGAGUUUGUGUCAGACCAAGUGACCUGGGAUAUAGACAGUCAGUUCCUGCUGGGCCCAGCCUUCCUGGUCAGCCCUGUCCUGGAGCUCAAUGCCAGAACCGUCACUGCUUACUUCCCUAGAGCUCGCUGGUACGAUUACUACACGGGCGUGGAUAUUAAUGCAAGGGGAGAGUGGAAGACCUUGCCAGCCCCUCUGGACCAUAUUAAUCUUCACGUCCGUGGGGGCUACAUCCUGCCCUGGCAAGAGCCUGCACUGAACACCCACUUAAGCCGCCAGAAUUUCAUAGGCUUCAAGGUUGCCUUGGAUGGUGAGGACACUGCUGAGGGCUGGCUCUUCUGGGAUGAUGGGCAAAGCAUUGAUACCUAUGGAAAAGGACUCUAUUACUUGGCUAACUUUUCUGCCAGCCAGAAUACACUGCAGAGUCAUGUAAUUUUCAACAAUUACAUUGUCGAUACAAACCCUUUGAAACUGGGCUACUUUGAAAUCUGGGGAGUGGGCAGCGUCCCCAUCACCAGCGUCAGCAUCUCUGUGAGCGGCACGGUCAUAACACCCCCCUUCAACAGCAACUCCACCACCCAGGUGUUAAGCAUUGAUGUGACCGACAGAAACAUCAGCCUACAUAAUUUCAUUUCCUUGACAUGGAGAAGCACUUUGUGAAUUUUUAGAGCAAGAUCCUAACUAUGAAUGACUUUGAAACUACUUAUACUUCAUACUCAUAAAAUUGUGUGUUGCUAAUUGGUUCAUGCCCACUGUGGGUGAAAUAUUUUAUUAAUUUUGUUAUAUGUUUUGUCUGUGAAUCCUAAAGGUUAAAUUUUAGCUCAUGUGGGAUAGACAGUAGCGAGGUGUGGAAAAAUCUAUGAGUUAUCUUAAUGUCUCUAUGUGAUUAGUAUGGUACCAAUGGUUCACCAUAUGACAUUUACUGAAGAUGAACUGGGGUGUGUGUGCAGUAUGUAUGUGUGUAUAAUCAUGGAAUGGGCCCCACUCUCUUGCUAGAUAUACAAGUAAAAUUUCACCAUGAAAGUUCCAAGUCUUGAAGCUAAUCAGCACCUCAAGAAAGUAUCCAGAAAGAACAUCAGCUAGUUGGUAAUGAGUAGAAGGGAACAAUAUUCUAAGAGCAUGAUUUACAGGGAAGAAAAGGCAAUUGUAAGGAAAGGUAGGCAGGAAAAAUCAGAAUCAACACAAGACUGUGAUAAAACUGAUCAUAAUUUAGAACAUAAUGUAAAAUUACCAGGAAUAGCAACCUUGUGGGGAGGAGAAAAGAAGAAACUCACUUGAAAGAGAGAAGAGGGGCUGGGGGAAUCCUUAACAUACAGGAAAAGAGGACAGGAUGAGAUUUAAGGUGAAUGAAGAAGUUUGGAUAUAAAAAAUAGUUAUUUUUCUCAGUAGUAUGUGCUUUGAAAUGCAUAAAUCUUAUUUCUCUACUUUGUGCCUAGUGUAUAAAGCCACAGUUCACACAAACACAUGCAAUUUAUAUGUCAUAGACAAAUAAAACAAGUGAAUUUGCAAGAGAUUUUGAAUGUUUGGACCAUGAGUAAUCCCUGUUUGAGGUUAAGGAUUAUUCUUGUUCAAUAAAUGCUUGUGAGUU